UGCUUACAUAUAUUCAUAUCUGAAUUUUCAUCCUGUUCAAUUCAUUUGCAAAAUAAUUUGUUCUCUGAAUGUGAAGAUCGUACAUCACAUUAUCAUGGCUUCCAAUUAUAAUCUAUCCCCUUCAGAUGCACAUCCUGAGACCAUGGAUUUUCUUUCACUUGCUUGGUGUGACUUUGCUGUCCAAGCUCUGCAGCCAGAACCACAACAUGGAUCAGUUGUUCUAGUUGAUAAUCCUAUGAAGCAGCUAGAGCCUAGUAGCCCCAUGAUGGAAAAGAGUGCUAGAAUGGAUGAUGCAGAUUUCAGGUCUCUACCUUCAUGGAAGUCUAAUGAUAUGAAGUCAUGGAUAUGGAUGCAACAAGCCAUGCAUCCUGAAUUGAAUUACAAUAGCUGUUUCAGAAAGAAAUGGAUGCCAUGGAAGCAGAUCAUACCAUUGAAGAGUGUCUCAAUAAAGAAAUGGUUUAAAGAAAUAAAGCUGAGGAGGAAAGAAGAUCAGAGAUUGCAAAGAGCAGAGGUGCAUGCAGCUAUAUCUAUAGCAGGGGUAGCAGCAGCUCUUGCUGCUAUUGCUGCUGAAAAUUCCAAAAAAGAGUCCAAUGAAGAUAGAGAUGCAGCAAUAGCCUCUGCAACUGCCUUGGUUGCUGCUCAAUGUGCAAAAGUAGCUGAAGCAAUGGGGGCAAAGAAAGAGCACCUUGGGAGUGUGAUUGGCUCAGCCAUGAGUGGCACAAGUCCAAGUGAUAUUCUCACUCUCACUGCUGCAGCUGUAACAUCAUUAAAAGGAGCAACCACACUUAAAGCAAGAUCAGGAUGCAAAAACAGAUUGAGUGGGGGAGUCCCCAUCUUGCCAAUUGAAGACAACAAUGAUUUGGACUUUGACUUUGAAAAAGGGAGAUUGAUUCUUUCACAGGGUGCUGAGUUAUAUGUGGAAACACCAGAAGGGAGGUACAUGCCGAGAUCUGUGGCAGUAGUUCUAAAUGGUGAUGCCAAGGUUGUACUUGUGAUGAGGAAGCACAAUCUAUUUAAAAGCAAGAAGGAGAGUAUCGUGGUAAAUCUGCAUGCAGAGCUGUAUAAAGGUUCAGAAGGUGAGGAUGGUGGAACAUGUUAUCUGAUUGUCUUAACAACAAGAAGAGGCACUUUCAAGCUAGACAUGGUGGAUGAUUUCCGUCGUUACAAGACAUGGGCCACAACCAUCAAUCAUAUGCUUAGGAUUUCCAAUUCUUUUGCAAAAUAUGAGCUUCAAUAUUACUGAAAUUAUAUUGAUCCUAUUAAUAAGCACUUAUUUACCUUUUUGUAUCCAUUUGCAUCGUUGUAAUGUAUUGGUAACUAUAACAUUAUGUCGAUCAUUCCCACUGUUGAAUUCAAACUAUUUGCAAUCA
Lotus japonicus is the source of this 1370-nucleotide messenger RNA. RefSeq names its product VAN3-binding protein. The transcript has 7 exons. Bases 95 to 1243 code for a protein of 382 amino acids. The record is from RefSeq and is a predicted model, not a curated record. Lineage: Eukaryota; Viridiplantae; Streptophyta; Magnoliopsida; Fabales; Fabaceae.